Messenger RNA from Mya arenaria, 4707 nucleotides. Its product is annotated as IQ domain-containing protein E-like. NCBI's taxonomy places the organism in Eukaryota, Metazoa, Mollusca, Bivalvia, Myida, Myidae. The record is from RefSeq and is a predicted model, not a curated record. The transcript has 22 exons. Gene Ontology annotation, molecular function: protein binding. The coding region runs from base 305 to 2539 and encodes 744 amino acids.
GAGUAUGAUUUUCAUGGUUGCUGUUUGUUUACAUCAGGAUUGUUUGGGAGCUACCUGUGCAUUCUUUAAAACGAUAUCAUUUUGUGGUAUUUAAACAGGAUAUUAUUGUUCGCAAAUAAAUUUUGGAGUUAUUAUUGUCUUAACCUUUCAAUGUUUUAGAUCAUUUUUAAUAAACAAACCUGCACUGUAUUUCAAGUUCAGACUUGAGCGUAGUUGAGGCUCUUUGAAAGGUGCAAAGUAUGCGGAUGACCAGAUGACUUAUGUCUAGUACUGUGUAGCGUGACGAAGACGGACAUCUUUUCCAAUGCCAGGGAAAUAUAAAGUUGCCGACUGUGAUGACUAUCUGUCGGAUGACCUUGAAACUGCUGACACAUUGAUUGGGAGAAACUGUGUUCCAAAAUCCCCUGUAAAAAAGAAGAGACCAAUUUCUUCAAGCACCAACAAGACAACUCCAAGAAGACCUGUGACCCCUGGAAAGAAAAAGAAGCGCCCCCAGAGUGCCCCGACCUACCAUCGCAGUGGACAUGAGCUCUGGAUGAAUGCUGUCAAACACAGGAAAACUGUUGGGUUAUCAGGCAGCAGCAGACCACAGAGUCCGAGACACAAAACAGCCAGUGAGUUCUGGAUUGACACACUCAGGAAAACAGGGACUGGUUUCACCACUGAGAGUACAGGUAUGAACACCUUCAAUGGGAAGCGGCCGCGAGACAAGGACAUGCCAUACCUAAGCACGCCAAGCUACCUCCGACAAAUAGCUGGCACAGAGAAACAAGGCAAAAUGAUUGAUCCUACAGCCAAGGCGUCCCCGGGCACCCCAGCCUACAAGUCACAGGAAGAGUACUAUGAACAGAUAUUGGAGUUCAAGAGACAAGUGAAGGAGAUGCAACAGGAAUCGUCAACAAUGAGGGCAAAAAUUCGGAGGGUGGAGGAGGAUAACUUGAAGAAAGAGAAGGAGAUUGACUCACUCCUCCAUCCACAUAAGAGUGAGGAGUUACGUCGUACACUUGCAGACAAGCGGCCAGACUCAGGCUCGGUAAUCCACAGUCUCAAACAGAAAAUACUCAAGCUUGAGACACAGCUCAGGGACAAGGAAGGUGCUUACAUCAAGCUGCAGAGCGACCUGAAGACGACGAAAGUGGAGGAGAUGAGACAGCAGAUGGAAAUAUUCUAUGCUGAGAUUGUCCGUCUACAGAACUCGAAGGACACUGGCACAGACAAGUCAACAAGACCAUCAAAUAGAGAGAGCACGGUGAAGGUGAAAGCUCUGAAUGAGACAAUCCUUCGCCUCAACAAGCAUAAUGAGCAGCUGCAGGCUGAAAACAGGGCCCUUAAGGAGGACUUGAAAAACUCCAUCGACACGCACCACAAUUCCAGCAAAGACUUUGAAGACAUGAACAGAAAAGAAUUGCUGAGUUACGUUGCUCAACUGGAGUUGAAACUUCAGAAAGCUGAUCAUGUGAUGGAUGGUGCAUCUAUCACAUCUUAUGACAGCAAGGCUCCCAAAAUACAAGGUAAAGUAGCGCUGGAAGGCACAUUACAGCAGCGUUUGGACCAGCUGGACCAUCGUGAGUCAGAGUUGCUAGAUGCCCUGGAGAGGAAGACAGAGAAAAUAAAAGGCCUAACAGAGGAGAAAAACAGAUGGAAGAGAAGAUGUGAGGAGAUCGAGAAGGGAAGAAUAGUAGAUGACUAUCAUUCAGAUGCAAGGGAGCGAACCCCGAGAAGUGCCAAUAGACCACCAAGUGCUAGAUCAAGAGGCAGCAUAAGGGAUCAGGGUAUGCAGGAGGCAGAAGUUGAACGCACACCACAUAGAGACUCCGAGACCACACCUAGACGAGGACGACCAAUCAGUGGACGGUCAGACAGAAGACCCCCUAGUGCUAAGCGACGCACAUCUGUCGACAGCAGCGUGUCAUCAGGUCGGAGGCAGAGAAUUCAGAACUUCAAGGAGACGCGGUCAGCCAAGGUCAUCCAGAGAAACUGGAGGUCACACCAAGACCAGCAGCAGGUUAAACAAAAACAUGAGCAAGAUCGAAAGGUUAACCAGUUCCGUGAGAACAAUGCAGCGAAGAAGAUCCAGCGACACUGGACAAAACAUCAGUAUGAGAAACAUGAGCAUGAGAGGGAGGAGGCUUCCAGCCUUAUUCGGGCAGCUCUGAUGGGCCAUACGACCCGUCGCAAGCAGAUAAAAGACUACCAUGACGAUGAUGAAGAUGAUUACGAGACAGAUAACGAAGAAUAUAACGAAUGUGUCAACCUCAUACAGUCUGCCAUGCUAGGACAUAAUACACGCAAAACCAACAUGAAAAACUUGAACCUUUCGUCUAUGGGAGAGGAGGAGGAUGAUGAUGAUGAUGACAUUGAGGAGGCCCCACGUCGCCGGCUGUCCUCCUCCCUUCGCUCCAAUCGUCCCCAGUCUCCGGCCCCCUACAGACAGCAGAGGCCCCAGUCAGGAAAAAGGGUCAUGUCUGCAUCACAAAAGAGUUAUGGUUCACAUAGAGGCACAUCAUCAUAUAUAGGGGAAGAUGAUGACGAUUUCUGAUGUCACUGUUAUAACAGACCUGUCUCACAAUCUAGCUUGUUCAUACAUUUGUUAGUUGUUAGCAUAAACACUGUGCUAGGAUUAGAUGUAGAUACAUUGUAUCUAAAGAUGAACUGCUGUUUAGUUCCUAUCCGUGACUGUGACAUUUUCUUUUUGUUACAUUUAUUAGAAGACUAUAUUUUAUAGAUAUAAGAAGUGUUUGACAAAAAGUCAGACCUGCAUAAACUCAAAAUAAGUUGUUAAAUUAAUAUCAAGUUUGUAAAUAAAAUAUUUGUAGCCUAAUUUUCAUGGCUUGGCGAAAACCAGGAGGGCGGUGUGGGGGGGGGGGGCAAAGUUAAAUCUGAUGUUAAAAAAUUUGGGUUAAAGUUUUUUCUGUGUCAUAAAUAUCAAUCUUUAUGAAACUUGGACUGAAUUUUUUUAUCAGCAAUUAAGACCAUUGUGCAUAUGGGUAAAAAAGUUAACUAUUUAUACAAUUUUUUGUGUAUUUUCUUAUUCCUAAUGUAACAUUACAUUUAGGACCAUUGCGAAUUUGGGUCAAAUGAAAAAUUAUUCAUUUGUGGAUGCUCAUUGUAUUAUUUUGAUUAAUUGAACCCAGAAUGUAUAUUAAAAAAAAAAUGAAAUCCUGCUCAAGUGUUCCUACAUGUAAGUGGUGACUUUUUUUGACAAAUGUACUGAAUAUGUAUUGUUAUCAUGGAAGAUGUGUUGUAAUAUGAUCAUUGAAGCUUGUUUUGGCCAACAGGCUGAGAAAAUAUGUCAUUAUCAGGGUAUCCUUGUUGGCAAUGAAGCCAAUCAUGUGACUUAAUUGUAUUCAACGGAACCUACAUGUAUAUUAGUAUUUGAGAAAGUAAGAUUGAUAUAUACCUGUAACCAUACCAUUUAUUGGUAAUUUCUGUCAGAAAAUUAACAGGUGGAGCUUAUAUACAUUUUCACAAUUUGAAACAAGGACCUACAUGUAUACUGUAAUUAAAACCAUUAUUCUUUGAAGUCACAUUACACAAACUUUACUAAUGCUAAAAACAAUUAAUUGAAUGAUCGUCAUUGAUCUUACUUAGAUGACUUUACUUCUAUCAACAGUGGGAUUUUGCAUUAGUUGAAAGAAUGUACCUUUACUUUAUUUUUUUAAAUUGUGUAAAAAAUGUGGUCUGUAAAUGUAAGGCAUUUUAAGUUAGGUAGUAGAAAAUUUUCAGUGAAAGUUAAUAUCUAUGCUCUGUUAACAUGUGAUGAUUUCACUGGAUAACAUCAUCUAAAAUAGAAGUUUUAGAUUUAGAUAGAUUUAUUUCCAGCAGUUUAUAUCUAUAAGUAUAAAACAUAAUUAUAUGUAACAUGUUUAAUUAUAAAGAGUUUUUUUGUAUUUAAAUUAUCUAGCCAGAUUUGAUUCAUACAACUUUAAACAAAGAUGUUGCACAUUUAAGAUGCUUAAUAUUAAAAUGUGACAUCUGUCCUUUUCAUUAAUUCUACUCAUUUUCUUUCUCAUAUUUUGAACUGUGAUAAUAUUUAGUGCAAUUACUGCAUAGAGGUACUAAAUAACAAUACUAGCCAAAGUGUUAUGUCCGUCCCUUUAAAACAUAAUGUACUGCUUCUUGUAUGUGCAUUAACACCUGAAAAGUUGACCAUUUCCGUAGGUUUAAACUUUCAUACGCUUCUUCUGAAAUGUUUUUCUCCUCUUUCUAUAUCUGUAAAGUGGAAGAAUGUUGUUUUUUUCUUGUAUAUUUCGGCUAUAUCUCUGCAUAGUGAAGAAUGGUCUCUUUCUUAUAUAUUUGGCAAUUUGUGAUAUUUUCUUGGUCAUUUGUUAGUGGUGAAAUAAAAAUGGAGGGAACAAAUCUUGGGAUAAUGUCAAAUUUUAAUACCUUUGUAUUUUUUUUUGUAAAAUACAAAAUAAUUAUCUUUAAAAUUUAUGAGGUAACAUUUUUAAUAGUAAUUUGUGUUGCCUACUGUUGGAAAUAAGGGAAUGUCAUAAUAACCAACUUAUACAUAUUUAUAGGCAUGCUAAACCUUCAAUUACACUCAUCUCUAUCUACCUUUUCAUUGUCUGGUAGACACUUAUUAAGCAAUAUCAUCUCUUCAGAUCAUUGUACUACACUGUUAUGAAGGUGGAUAUAAGAUCUUGUUUUCCUCUUUGCUCAUGUUAAUUUAUUUGAAUUCUUUUGUAAAUAAACAUUAACAAAGAA